GAUUAUGACAGAGAUAUGAGAAAAUGUCUCAAAGCGGAGAGACUAAGACGCCAGAAAGCGAACAACGAAGAGGCAGUCCGUAAGCACGCAGCAAUCCGCGCCAGAAUAUUAGCAGCUGAGCAGCGUCAAGCCCAACAUUAACAUGGAUUGUGACAUUUUGAAGUCAAUUGACCUUACCAACAAAGACACUUUUAAGUCAUUCACCGAUAGAUACUUCAGUAAACGGUACAUUCUGAAUGUCGACGGCAUACCCAACAACGACAUUAUGUUGAUGUUCCAUUCCAACCGGAUAACUUUGUUGUGUCUCGCACCGAGUCAUUCCUUUUUUAAAAGACCGGACAAUUACAAGUUGAACUUUACGAUAGGUAAAGUUGAUAGAUUAUGCAACACAGUCAAGGGUAAAGGUAAAAAGGGUGGUCAGAUGCUAACACCCAAGUCUGCUAUAUGCCAAGUGGAAUGGGAAGAUGGGAGCAGCUUUGAAAUACCGUGCGGAAUGAAAGGAACCCUUGUGGAAGUUAAUGAGGAGCUGGUCAAGCAUCCUCAGUUGUUACGAGAAAGACCUGACUCCGAUGGAUUCCUAGCUAUUAUGCUGUCCAGUAUUACCAUUUCGGACACCACAAAGAACGAGUUGUUGACUCAUGAGGAGUAUUUAAAAGUUGUUAAUUGUAGUGAUAGUAAAUAAAUAUUAUUUUUAAAUAAAAUA
Messenger RNA from Aricia agestis (brown argus), 703 nucleotides. RefSeq names its product protein Abitram. The transcript has a single exon. Gene Ontology annotation, cellular component: lamellipodium; dendrite; filopodium tip. Gene Ontology annotation, molecular function: actin filament binding; actin monomer binding. Gene Ontology annotation, biological process: regulation of actin filament polymerization; dendrite morphogenesis; regulation of filopodium assembly. The record is from RefSeq and is a predicted model, not a curated record. The coding region runs from base 143 to 682 and encodes 179 amino acids. Lineage: Eukaryota; Metazoa; Arthropoda; Insecta; Lepidoptera; Lycaenidae.